AUGAAACCCAGAAUAUUUGAUAUAGAGAGGCUAGAUAAGGAGACAGUAAUAGUAUUUGAAGCUUCGUCUGAACUGGCAAUCAAAUUUUCCGCCACUGAUAAGUGCAACAUUUACGUAGCAAGUAAUUUGGAACUCUUUGGCGAGUAUACGAAACAAGUGAUUGAACAAAGUAAGAAUAUUAUACACGCUAUCGUUAUUUUCAAAAACUUUAAAGAAUUCUUUAAAGUAUUAUCUUUUCUUCGAAAGAUUGGAGAAGAGGUCAAUGGGCAGAAGCAUCAGAUAGAUCAUAUAAAGCCUUCAAAUCACCCAAUACAAAAUGAAGAGGCAGAAUCUGAAGUGAUAGUCAGUGAAUUGCCCCACGAGUUUGAUACUAUUCAACCGUUUAAAUUAUACGUCAUACUUGAUUCGGCUCUUUUAAAGCCAGAUGUCUUGUCCGACAAUAGUAUCGCAGUUCAGCAAUAUCUCAGAUUUUUUACAUUAAAGCAUAAGGGAAAAAUGAUAGCUUCUUCCAAAAUUGACUUGAUUGUAAACGAACCAAUGGAAUUAAUUGAACAAGGCACCGAACCCAAACUGAUCUACGAUAAUUCCUCUUCAGAUUCGAAUGCGGGUUCAAAGUAUGAUAUAUAUAUCCCAGAAGGCUGGGAUUCGUGGAAGAAGAUAAUGCUUGUAGCAAAAUCAGCCUUAUAUUCGGGUAAGAGACAGAUCUUAAGUUCCGAAGACGACUUUAAAAAACUCGAUGAUAUAUAUUCUGCCUUUUUGAAUUACACAGAUGAUUAUAAUGAUCUUCUUACCUUCAUCGGUGAGUCCGAGACUAAAGCAUCUGAAGCUACAGUACCCCUGGGUGAUAUUACGUUUGAAAUGAUUUUGGAAGCAGCUCAGAAGAACUGA
Messenger RNA from Priceomyces carsonii, 888 nucleotides. RefSeq lists its product as uncharacterized. The record is from RefSeq and is a predicted model, not a curated record. The transcript has a single exon. Lineage: Eukaryota; Fungi; Ascomycota; Pichiomycetes; Serinales; Debaryomycetaceae. The coding region runs from base 1 to 888 and encodes 295 amino acids.